AUAAAUUUGUCUUUCUUCUCCCAUAAAACUCCAAAGAACCAACAAUGGCAGCAAAGGCUUGCAAAUUCAUUGGCCUCCUUAUCUUCUUCGCCUUCGUCACCCAAGGGUAUGCCGGGAUCUGUGAAACGAUUCAGGAGAGUGUAAUUCUGAAACAAUCGAAGACCGGAAAGAUGGUUAAGAACAAACCGGAGUGGGAAGUGAGAGUUAAGAACACAUGUUCUUGCAAUUACUAUGAAAUACAUUUAUCGUGCGUCAAUUUCAAGUCUGUCACAACCAUUGCUAGCUCGGUUUUGUCUAAAACCGGUGAUGUGUGUCUCCUCAACGACGGAAAAGUUCUUAGCUAUGAUGAAGAAUACGUUUUCAAAUACGUAUGGAACACUAGCUUCAACUUCAAGAUCACCGACGGCCAGAUCGCUUGCUCUUGAAUUUUUUUCUAACCCCAAAU
Eutrema salsugineum is the source of this 445-nucleotide messenger RNA. RefSeq lists its product as uncharacterized. Bases 45 to 425 code for a protein of 126 amino acids. Lineage: Eukaryota; Viridiplantae; Streptophyta; Magnoliopsida; Brassicales; Brassicaceae. Gene Ontology annotation, biological process: cell fate determination. The record is from RefSeq and is a predicted model, not a curated record. The transcript has 2 exons.